Mucor mucedo is the source of this 973-nucleotide messenger RNA. RefSeq lists its product as uncharacterized. Gene Ontology annotation, molecular function: enzyme regulator activity; glutamate-cysteine ligase catalytic subunit binding. The record is from RefSeq and is a predicted model, not a curated record. Gene Ontology annotation, cellular component: glutamate-cysteine ligase complex. Bases 24 to 848 code for a protein of 274 amino acids. Lineage: Eukaryota; Fungi; Mucoromycota; Mucoromycetes; Mucorales; Mucoraceae. Gene Ontology annotation, biological process: glutathione biosynthetic process. The transcript is spliced from 5 exons.
UUUAUUUAGUUUUUCUUUCCUAUAUGCCUUCACAACACUCCCCUAAAACACUUUCUGUACCUGAGUUUAAGCAAUUGGUACUUUACACUGGUAAUGUUAUGCGUACAACUACUACUGUUGGUAACAGCUUCUGGAACAAAAAGUCCAACGCAGAGUUAGUACAAGCCAUUGCUGAUACCCUUGACACAUCAUUACUUAACCUUGAGAAGCCAUCUUUCCGUUAUUACACAGAAACCGAGCUUUUAGAAGUGCCUGACUUGAGAUUGAGUAGUCGUAUUCAUCCCAAUGAUCGUGAUAAUGUCGAAGUUACAGCCAAAUUAUUUUGUUUGGAUCGUUGUAACGGAUCGCUUAUUGAGAAGGCUAUUGGACAUCUUUUACAACUUUUGGACGUAAAGUCUAUCGACACAUUCAUUACUUCAUUUGAUCCAGAGGAAAGACCAGAAGUUAUUGAUAAAGCAUGGAAGGAUUUAGAAGCUUAUCAUGGAAAGGGAAUUGUUCAAAAAUUGGGAGUGUCCGAUUUUGAUUUGUCAUCCAUGACCGAGUUUUUGAACAAGAAAGAUCUUGUGGUAAAGCCAUCUGUUGAUCAAGUCCAUGUUGAUCAAUGUUGCUCCUUACCUCAAGAUUUGAUCAAACUCGGUAAACAACAUGGGAUUGAAAUUACUUUCAAUGGAGAUACAACAGAAAUCUUGACAACCGAAGCGUUAUCUACUUUAUUGAACAAGCACGGUCUUGUUAAAGACACCACAAAUGUUAAACCCCGUUGGGUAUUAAAGUACGAUGUAUUCUUCAAAAGCAGAAGUGUGGUAGCCGACAAAGGUUACAUCGUCGUUGGCGAUGUAGUCAACUAAAGAUUUAAAUAUUCCCUCUUUCGUUUCUAGACCAUAUACUUGCAUGAUUUUAAUACUAAUAAAAAAAAUACUGUUGUCUUUUUUACUAGCAACCCGUAUAUGCAUCAGUAUAUGUGUAUAUGCUC